CACCCUCCACCCCCCCUCCAGUCAGACUGAAAGUUGUCUCGGCUCGGAGAAGCUGGGAGCCGGGGUCUGCUAGUUUCCGCCGCCGCUGCUUCGCACUCUUUCUCCCGGAGAGAUGAGGCGGAAGGAGAAGAGGCUGCUGCAGGUCGCCGGGCUGCUCAUAGCGGCUCUUCUGUUCCUCCCCAACGUCGGGCUGUGGUCUUUGUACCGGGACCGGGUCUUCGACAACUCGCCCGACACCGUGGACGGUCCGGGCGGCAUCCCGCAGAUACAGGGGGUGAACCGGGGGGGGAAGGACGCCCAGGUGGGACGCGAUGGCGAGCGGAGGAGAGACUGGCACGACCAGGAAGCGAUCAGAAGGGAUUCCUCUCGAUCCGGUAACGGUGAACAGGGGAAAGCGUUCCCACUCACCGACGCUGACCGGGUGGACCAGGCCUACAGGGAGAACGGGUUCAACAUUUACGUCAGCGACCGGAUCUCCCUCAACCGCUCCCUGCCAGACAUCCGCCACGCCAACUGCAAAACGAAGCUGUACGCGGAGAAGCUGCCCAACACCAGCAUCAUCAUCCCGUUCCACAACGAGGGCUGGUCGUCGCUGCUGAGGACCGUCCACAGCGUGCUCAACCGCUCCCCCCCACAGCUCAUCGCCGAGGUCAUCCUGGUCGACGACUUCAGCGACAAAGAGCACCUGAAGGCGGCGCUGGAGGAGUACAUGAUGCGCCUGCCGAAGGUUCGCAUCCUGAGGACGAAGAAGAGGGAGGGGCUGAUCAGGACUCGUCUGCUGGGAGCCGGCGCUGCUAAAGGAGAAGUCAUCACCUUCCUGGACUCCCACUGUGAGGCCAACGUCAACUGGCUGCCUCCACUGCUGGACCGAAUCGCCCAGAACAGGAAGACCAUCGUGUGUCCGAUGAUCGACGUCAUCGACCACGACAACUUUGGCUACGAGACGCAGGCGGGGGACGCCAUGCGAGGGGCGUUUGACUGGGAGAUGUACUACAAACGCAUACCCAUACCGCCGGAGCUGCAGAAGGACGACUCCAGUGAGCCCUUCGAGUGGUUCUGGGAGCUGGGAGGAUAUGACACGGGUCUGGAGAUCUGGGGAGGAGAGCAGUACGAGAUCUCCUUCAAGGUGUGGAUGUGUGGUGGUCGGAUGGAGGACAUCCCUUGCUCCAGGGUGGGACACAUCUACAGGAAGUACGUCCCCUACAAAGUUCCUGGGGGGGUCAGCCUGGCCAGGAACCUGAAGCGCGUGGCGGAGGUGUGGAUGGACGAGUACGCCGAGUACAUCUACCAGCGCCGGCCCGAGUACCGCCACCUGUCAGCGGGCGACAUGGCGGCCCAGAAGGAGCUGAGGAACCGCCUCAACUGCAAGGACUUCAAGUGGUUCAUGAGGGAGGUGGCCUGGGAUCUGCCCAAACACUACCCGCCGGUGGAGCCCCCUGCUGCCGCCUGGGGGGAGAUUCGUAACGUGGGCAGCGGCAUGUGUCUGGAGAGCAAGCACUUUGUGUCGGGGAGUCCUAUCCGCCUGGAGAGCUGUGUGAAGGGCCGGGCCGAGGUCAGCUGGAGCCACGGACAGGUGUUCACGUUCGGCUGGAGAGAGGACAUCCGGGUGGGCGACCCCAUGCACACUAAAAAGGUCUGCUUCGACGCCGUUUCCCACAACAGCCCCGUCACCCUGUACGACUGCCACGGCAUGAAGGGGAACCAGCUGUGGCGCUACAGAGAGGUACGGCAGAGGAAAACCAACACCGGCGUCGAACCCCAAACCCAGAGGAGACGAGUCACUCAGUGGAGGAAGUGA
Messenger RNA from Etheostoma cragini (Arkansas darter), 1798 nucleotides. Its product is annotated as polypeptide N-acetylgalactosaminyltransferase 10-like. The record is from RefSeq and is a predicted model, not a curated record. Gene Ontology annotation, cellular component: Golgi apparatus. Bases 113 to 1798 code for a protein of 561 amino acids. The transcript is spliced from 12 exons. Lineage: Eukaryota; Metazoa; Chordata; Actinopteri; Perciformes; Percidae.